CAUCCUUGUUCUUGUGAUGUCAAAUGCAGUGAGUGACUGCCUCUGGACUGGCCUGCAUUCCGCAGGUUUUUAGAUUGGUCUUGUGUUACUGAUUUGGUGUUAACGAUAUCCGUGCCUCGUGUCGUCGGUGCCAGCUAUCCCUCUCACCCCAGUGCCUCAGUGGCAUCCAACACAACCACACACGCUCCACCAAUGCCUCCAGCCAGUAAGCCUACAACAGCCCACCUGUCCGACUGUCUGUCUCUCAGUCAACCCACCACGGAUAGAGAACAGGAAUUGCUCCCUCCUCUUCUACGCCAGUUUGUUUUGUGAGUCUGGAGUUGGGUAUCCCAGCGGUCCAGAGAGGCAUGCCAGUUGGACGGUAACCCGACGCAGAACAAACAGACUAAAUAUAUCUUCCUGGCAGGGAGGGUCUCUGGGGUUGAGGAGAGACGGGCAGCAAGAUAGUGUGAUCAGAGUGAUAGAGUGACUAAAAGAUUGAGAGGAUAGAGAGGAGAGACACGAGAACAUCCACUGUGGUACCUUCUUGAGACGUUUCAGUCAGAGUUUCAUAAGACCAGGUCUGCAGUACAUUUCAAGUUGUCAGCUCAGUGUUUGGGAUGAACUUUGCGCCGGGCUACAAAGCCGGGCCGUUGGGGGAGUCUAGCACCGUGGAUAGCUUGGAGAAGCAGCUCAUCUGCCCUAUCUGCCUGGAGAUGUUCACCAAGCCUGUGGUUAUACUGCCCUGUCAACACAACCUCUGCAGGAAGUGUGCCAAUGACAUCUUCCAGGCUGCCAACCCGCUGAGGCAGUCCCGGGGCUCAACAUCCAUCUCCACGGGGGGUCGCUUCCGUUGCCCGUCAUGUCGUCACGAAGUUGUGUUGGACCGACAUGGUGUGUUUGGCCUGCAGAGGAACCUGCUAGUCGAGAACAUCAUAGACAUCUACAAACAAGAAGAAUCCAGCAGGCCUGUGAAACCAGCCCAGGUGGAGCAGCAUCAUCGGCUGAUGUGUGAGGAGCAUGAGGAGGAGAAGAUCAACAUCUACUGCCUGAGCUGUGAGAAGCCCACCUGCUCCAUGUGCAAGGUGUUUGGCCAGCACAGGGACUGUGAGGUCGCUCCCCUGCAGAACAUCUACGAGAGGCAGAAGACAGAGCUGAGUGACGGCAUUGCCAUCUUAGUGGCGGAGAAUGACCGCAUCCAGGCUCUCCUGUCUCAGAUGGAGGAGCUCUGCAGAACCCUCCAGGAAAAUGGGCAUCGUCAGAAGCAGAAUGUGUGUGAUAAGUUUGAUGGGCUGUUUGCCAUACUGGAGGAGAGGAAGAACCAGUUGGUGGGGAUGAUCAGCCACGAGCAGGAUGAUAAGCUGAGCUACGUUCGCUCCCUCAUGCGUCGCCAUGGAGACCACCUGGAGGGGGCAGUCAAGCUGGUGGAGACAGCCAUCCAGUCCAUGGAGGAGCCCCAGAUGGCUGUCUUUCUUCAGAGCACCAAGGAUUUAUUUCAACAGAUCAGCACCAUGGCCAAGGCAUCCAACAUGGAACGACCUGAGCCGGGCUAUGAGAGCAUGGCUCACUUUGACAUCAACACAGAGGAUGUGGCAUAUAUCCUUAGGAGUAUUGACUUCAACACAGGUUCCCAGGGAGAGGAGGGUUUUGAUCUGAAUGAGCGGGGUGAAAACAUGGCAUCACUGGCGGCGGUGGAUAUAGACACUGAGAGAUACCAGUAAUUGAAAAGGGUCCCUCUGAAGUUAAUAUCAAACAAAGAAAAAAACUGGCCAUAUGGUGCUCCUGUUUUUUUAUGCCUGACAUAACCACAGACUGAUAGUAUUUUGAUAACAUUUGUUGGAAAUAACAAGUUGUUUAAUAUUGGAAUUUAUUUGAGGAUAUCAUUUGGAAAGUUAUUAUAUCUCAUCUUAGUAAGGAUGAACAGAGAUUCAACCCCAGCCUCAGUGGGGUUAGGUCUUGUCAGGGCAUUACCACUAGAUCACUAGCUCUGCACUCAAAUCAAUAUUAGAAUUUAGUUUUUUAUUUCAAAAUAAUUGUAAAGGCAUGUAGUAGUUUUGUUUGAAAUAACUUAUAGUAUUGGUCUAAUAUUACUUCACAAUUUGCCGCCCUUAAUUUACAUUGGUGUCUCAUGAAAUAAGACAAGAUGCCAUGUUACAUGUCAGGGUUUCAAAAAGCUCUUUAGACAUUAAGCUAUCUGGUCUGAAGAUAAGCCCUUUAAUGCUGAGAAGUAGCUUCACAGCUGCAGAGCAUGCUGGCACAUUUAAGUACGUCAGUAGAAACAACAGACACAGUAUUGGGUAAGUGAGGCUGUGUGUUAAGUUGGGUUUCCUAUUGAGAAAGCACUGGGUGAGGUACAGUAGGAGGUGAUGCUUGGGGGCAGGUGUUCUGGUUGAGCAACAAUAAUAGGGACAAAGACAGGUUUCAUAUUAAGUUCAAUCGAGAUAGCAAUAAAAAUGUAGGAAUGUGACAUGGAAUUUUAGGACCUAUGUGGUUAUCUCUAAAUCAAUAAACUGUAUUUGAAAUGACUGUAAAAUGUGCCUUUAAUGUUUGUUGAACACAUGUACAUGACUAAAAAGCUAGUGCAUCAAAUACAUUUCCAUUUAUUUUAUUUCAGCAUUGGUACUCAGCUUACUUGCAGAUUGAUAAAGAAGCUUGUGCGUUGUUUUGCAAGACCACAAACUGGCUAUUGAGUCUAAAGAGUGUAUUUAUACGUUUGUAGCUCCAUCUGUUAAGUCGAAGCAUUCGUUUUUUUUUACUUCAGAAAACAGUGACCCACAAUUAUGAACUAUUUUAUAUGCAACUUAGGCCAUAAAGACAACAAUAGAUGUUUAACUUUUUUCCCCUAACUUAUUUGUUUGUGGCUCAAAUGGUUGUCAAAGGACAAUCAUUUUCAGGACUUCUGCCUUUCUUGAACUUUUACUGUGAUAAAAUACUGCAAACAAAACAUUCUGUUUCAGAUAUUUUUAAUAGAUUUCCAAUGAAGAUCAUACUGGGUGUGUUUUUUUUGUUAGAGCUAUUGAAAACAACAGAAAGUAAAAAAAUAAAUAAAUGUAUGAACAAAGAAAAGGUAGCUCAAUAGCCCUCUCCCUCACUACAACAGUAGCAACAGUAGCUCAAUCUAUCUAGAAUGUGUCAUAUCACAGUUGUGAAUGUUUGAAAUAGCCAAAGAGGGAUUGCCAGAUCCAAACCAAUUUGGAGAGAUUGUCACUCAGCAUACAUCAGAUUCUUUCUAAAUGUAAGCAGUUUUGAUGUGUCUUGAUAUGGUGAGCAUCUAUUCAUAAAUGUAUUUUUAAAAAAUGCCUUUUGCACUACUUUUA
Esox lucius (northern pike) is the source of this 3296-nucleotide messenger RNA. It is a transcript of the gene trim54, whose product is annotated as tripartite motif containing 54. Bases 600 to 1700 code for a protein of 366 amino acids. The transcript has 8 exons. NCBI's taxonomy places the organism in Eukaryota, Metazoa, Chordata, Actinopteri, Esociformes, Esocidae. The record is from RefSeq and is a predicted model, not a curated record. Gene Ontology annotation, molecular function: zinc ion binding.